AUGCGAUUGCCAUUUUGGGCCGUUCUCGCCGGCGCACCGGCGCUCCUUCCCUCCGUCACAGCCGGACCCAGCACCGGGGGUCCGGCGGCAUCUUCACCGUCACCUUCACCGUCACCGUCACCGGAGUCAAGUGCAAGCAUCAUCAUCGCCAAGCUGCCACCAUGCGCGAUCCCUUGCAUUGCCUCGGCUGUUGCCAAUUCAACCUGCUCUCCCGACGACAUCCCAUGUCUUUGCGCCGACAAGACCGCGAAUGAAGAAGGAACCAUCUGUGUCGAGGCUCGCUGCUCAUUCUCCGAUGGUCUAUCCACGAAAAAUGCCACGCAGACAGCAUGCCAGGCACCCAUCCGAGACCGAUCCGCAGAAUUCAACAACACCGUCAUCGCGCUCGGCGUCAUCACCAUCGUCAUCACCGUAACACGCCUCGUGUUCAAGCAAUUCUUCCACCCGACCAAGACAUUCAGCGCAGACGACUGGGCCAUCCUCGGCACCCUGGUCAUCUGCAUCGCCGGCCUGGUCAUUAUCCUCCGCGGCAUGACCGCCAACGGCCUCGGCAGGGACGUCUGGACCGUAACGCCGGCCCAAAUCUCCCGCUUUGUGCUGUAUUUCUACGUCAUGGAGAUUCUGUACCUGGCCGGCAUCUCGCUCGUUAAGCUGAGCAUCUCGCUCUUCUACCUGCGCCUCUUUACCGCGGCCGUGAGGCCGGCCGUGCUGCGGGCCACGGUGGCCUUUAACCUCCUGUACGGCCUGAUCUUUGUCACGGGCGCCAUUUUCCAGUGCAUCCCCGUCGACUUCUACUGGGACCAGUUCUUCGACCCCGCGGAGGGCGUAUGCAUCAAUAUUAAUCUGUAUGGGUGGCUGAAUGCGGCCAUCGGCCUGGCUAUUGAUCUGUGGAUGAUUGCCCUGCCCAUGAGCCAAGUGCUUCCCCUGAGGCUGCAUUGGAAGAAGAAGGUCGGCGUGGCUAUCAUGUUUCUCCUUGGAACCUUCGUCACAGUCGUGUCCGCGUUGCGGCUGCAGUCGUUGAUUCACUUUGCCAAGUCGGAUAAUCCGACGUGGGACCAGUGGACGACAGCGUAUUGGUCCAUCAUUGAAAUAAACGUCGGCAUGAUAUGUAGCUGUCUGCCUACGCUGCGGCUCAUCUUGGUUCGGCUCGCUCCAGAGACUUUUGGCUCGGCAAAUAGGACGCCGCACCUCCGGGAGUUGAGGAGCACCAGCCGGACUAAGGCUUCACGUACCAAGGAAGAGACGGACUUGCAGCAGAGAUACGUUGUGGACCUGGAAGGGGGUUGA
Messenger RNA from Metarhizium robertsii ARSEF 23, 1287 nucleotides. RefSeq names its product Extracellular membrane protein, 8-cysteine region, CFEM. The record is from RefSeq and is a predicted model, not a curated record. Bases 1 to 1287 code for a protein of 428 amino acids. NCBI's taxonomy places the organism in Eukaryota, Fungi, Ascomycota, Sordariomycetes, Hypocreales, Clavicipitaceae. The transcript is spliced from 4 exons.